AUGUCAUCAAUGUUUGAAAUAAAAUUAGGAGAACCUCGACCGAAAACAAGUUGGGUUUGGCCAUAUUUCGAAGUAAAAACUUUACAGGAUGGUGAAAGUGUAGCAACUUGUACUCUUUGCAAUAAAACUUUUAAACAUGGCGGAUCCACUUCAAAUUUAAUAAAUCAUCUGGCUAAAACUCAUAAAGUGUUCAAGCCUGACAAUAAUACAAGUAACGGUGGUCAUAACAAUAAUAAAAGAGGAAGUUAUAGUAGUGUUAGUGGCAUAAAUGAACUCGCUGCAAGUAAUUUCGGAGAUUUCUUAUUUGGAACUUGGUACGGUGAAGGAAGUGGUAGAUUUGAAGGAAUCAAUGAUUUUAUUUAUAAUGAAGAAAUUACCAUUUAUCCUGAUGAAGCUGGCAGAGGUUGGUUAUAUUAUAGACAGAAAACGUGGAAUCCCAUGAAAAACAAUUCGAAUUUUCACAGCGAAAUGGGGUAUAUUCGAACGCCUGGGAGUGAUAAAGUCGAAUUGGUUUUGGCUCAACCGACAGGAAUCGCUUCAAUCGAAGAAGGUAGAAUUGAUGGUACAACAAUCAUGUUUAGAUCAACUGAUAUUUCACGAUCUAGCACUACCAAGAUUCGAAUCGAAUCGGAUUCAGAUUUUUCAGAUUCGGAUUAA
Molecule: messenger RNA, 657 nt
Organism: Funneliformis geosporum
Lineage: Eukaryota; Fungi; Glomeromycota; Glomeromycetes; Glomerales; Glomeraceae
Source: the annotation of a GenBank genome assembly